AUGUCGUGGACUCGUGGUUCGUUUCUAGGUUGGAAUCCCUAUCUUCCGACUGGCCAGAAGCAGACUCCGGUCCUUGCGGAUGACCCGUCCGCGCCUCCGCGCCGAGUCAAGCGUCAGGGCUGGAACCGCGUGGCGGCGGGUUCCCUUCCCUCUCGAACCAGUCAAGCUUGCUCGGUUUCUUUUUGCUCUCCCGUUCGGCAGUACAUACGCCCAGGUUCCCGGACGUUGCGCUGCGUUGUACUGUACCUGCAUCCGCCGUCAUCUCAAAGGCCAUCCUUCUCAGCCCUUGGGCCUUGGCCGCCGAGGCCACCCCCUCUUUCAAUGUUCCCUCGAGGCUCCAAGAGGCACAGCGCCCACAACUCCCGUGCUGGCAUGAGAUGUGGCCGACGCCUUGCCGAUGUACCGCCCCUUGGCUCCCUUUUACUUGGGAGUCGGGACCUGAACUAUGGAUUAGCACGAGCCAAAGAGCGUUUGGUUCCUGAGCCGUUCCUGUCAUUAAACCUAAUCCGGGCCCCUUGGCGACCCAUGAGCGAUUUUCACCCCCUGACAGAGCGCACCCCCCUUUCCUUGUUGGGCCUUGGCCAUGUCUUUCUCCUGGUCUGCUCUCCGACUUUGGCUGAAUCCCAGCGCCUAACCAACUGA
Messenger RNA from Colletotrichum lupini, 642 nucleotides. RefSeq lists its product as uncharacterized. The transcript has a single exon. The record is from RefSeq and is a predicted model, not a curated record. NCBI's taxonomy places the organism in Eukaryota, Fungi, Ascomycota, Sordariomycetes, Glomerellales, Glomerellaceae. The coding region runs from base 1 to 642 and encodes 213 amino acids.